Molecule: messenger RNA, 684 nt
Organism: Symbiodinium sp. CCMP2592
Lineage: Eukaryota; Dinophyceae; Suessiales; Symbiodiniaceae
Source: the annotation of a GenBank genome assembly
AUGCGCGUGGCCCUCCUCUCCCUGCUGUGGCUGGUGGAUGGCGCUCAGGUUCAAGUGAAUCGCUGGUCUGGGGAGGGCAGCUGGUGGUCCUUCGGCACAUCCGGGAGCACACUUCCGGAAGAUGUCCAGGCCCUUGUCGCGGGGGAAGAGGAGGCCAGGCCCCCGACCCUGGCCGCCCUGCAGCCGGAAGGCAGCCCCGUGCGGAGGCCGGCGAUGAUCCAAAAGGCGCAGGUCCAGAUGCCGGCGCAGGAGAUUGCCCCCUCGCGGCCCAGAACAGAGUCUGCCACGUUGCCUUCCAAGUUUGUCGAGUCUCCUGGCGGCGCACCGCCGGCGGCCGCGAUGGGAGCCUUGGCUGCGCUCUUCGCCGAGCCAAAGGCAGCGGCCGAGGCCGCGACAGCCGAGGAGGAGCGCGGCGGAGGAGAGCUGCGCUCCCGGAAGCGCCGGGCGGAGAAGGCCAGCUUCGAGAAGCGCUUCGCAGCCGCAGAGGCCGCCGCGCCCACAGUCUUGGCAGCGCUGUUUGGAGAGCCCCGCAGCGCCGUCGAAGCCGUGACCGCCGAGGAGGUGCAUGACAGCGGUGAGCUGCACUCCUCCGACGUAAGGAAGCCGGCCAAGGCAGCAGAUGACAACACCAUGCUCUUCCCCAUAAACCAUGACUCAACACCAAGAAAGACCGUUAGUCAAUAG